Molecule: messenger RNA, 2490 nt
Organism: Anoplopoma fimbria (sablefish)
Lineage: Eukaryota; Metazoa; Chordata; Actinopteri; Perciformes; Anoplopomatidae
Gene: elavl1a
Product: ELAV like RNA binding protein 1a
Exons: 7
Coding region: 137-1180 (347 amino acids)
Cellular component (GO): ribonucleoprotein complex
Molecular function (GO): RNA binding
Source: RefSeq, a predicted model, not a curated record
CCUUUCCUCGGUUUCUUUACUACGUGAGUCCGACUUGGAGGAAAGUGAGCGCCGCCCAGAAAGGAACAAAUAGGAGAAGGGAGCAGAAACAACAACUACCCCCCAAAAGCUGCCUCAGGAGCAGUGAAGUGUCUUCAUGGCAGUUCGUCGAGGACACAUUAAGUACUUGAAAGCCGACCUACAGGAGGUGUACGACAUGUCAAACGGUUAUGAAGACCACAUGGGAGGGGACGAGGGCAAGGACUCCAAGACCAACCUGAUAGUGAACUACCUGCCUCAGAGCAUGACGCAGGACGAGCUGCGGAGCCUCUUCAGCAGCAUCGGAGAGGUGGAGUCCGCCAAGCUGAUUCGAGACAAAGUCGCAGGCCACAGUUUAGGGUACGGAUUUGUUAACUAUCUUAACCCUAGUGAUGCAGACAGAGCUAUCAGUACACUGAAUGGACUAAGGCUACAGUCCAAAACUAUCAAGGUUUCAUACGCACGGCCCAGCUCUGAUACCAUAAAGGAUGCCAACCUGUAUAUCAGCGGCCUGCCAAAGUCUAUGACCCAGAAGGAUGUGGAGGACAUGUUCUCAGGUUUCGGACACAUCAUUAAUUCCCGUGUACUUGUUGACCAGGCCACAGGUACUACAGGCUCGUCCCGCGGGGUGGCUUUUAUCAGGUUUGACAAGCGGGCCGAGGCAGAGGACGCCGUCCUAGCCCUGAAUGGCCAAAUACCACCCGGAGCCUCUGAGCCAAUCACAGUGAAAUUUGCUGCCAACCCGAACCAGGGGAAGAACACACAGAUCAUCUCCCAGCUCUACCACAACCACUCCAGACGCUUCGGAGGGCCCGUACACCACCAGGCACAGCGCUUCAGGUUCUCCCCCAUGGGUGUUGAUCACAUGGGUGGUGUGGGAAGUGUCAGCGUUCCUGGGAGCUCCGCCGGCUGGUGUCUCUUCGUCUACAACCUGGGCCAGGACGCCGACGAGAGCAUCCUUUGGCAGAUGUUCGGCCCCUUUGGCGCCGUCACCAACGUCAAGGUGAUCCGCGACUUCAACACCAACAAGUGCAAGGGCUUCGGCUUCGUUACCAUGACGAAUUACGAGGAGGCUGCCAUGGCCAUCGCCAGCCUGAACGGCUACCGGCUCGGAGACAAGAUGCUGCAAGUGUCCUUCAAGACCAGCAAGGGCCACAAGUAGAGAGAGCCGGACAAUCGGGUGUAGAGGAGAGAUGGAAAUGACCUGCGCCAGGCUUUUAUAGCAGAGAGCAGAAGUAUGAGUUUUUAUAAUCUAGCACAUCUGUUUGGGUUGUAGUGUGUUCAGAGUUAAACGACAUGUUCACUCUUCUGCACCUUUGUACUUGUCUAAAAGAGCGUUUAGGCUGAACUUUUUUUUUUUCUUGUUGUUUUUUCUUCAUCUUUAUACUCAUGCUUGGAGCUUGAGGACACUCAGUAGUUUUAAUUUUUAGUGAGGGGAUGGAGAGGGUUAAAAUCCUAUGAUACCCCCAAGAUAACUUUUGUGAAAAUUAUCUAAAAAGCUAAAAUACUGUCUGUAUGUGUUGCAUGUAUAACAGAGGGGACUCGAUAAAGGUGGUAGAAAAUGGUUCUAGGCAGAGCACUGAAAAAAUAUGGUGCAUAGGAAAGACCACGCAGAUUGUUCUCCAACUGUUGACAUUUUUGCGGAUGAUUUGGUUUAAAGAAGGUGAGGAAAAAUAUUUUGGUUGCUUCGUUUUGAAAAAGAAGUGCUCUGCCAUUGAUCAUCAUCAUUAUAAAUAGAAAUAGAUGCAUUAAAUGAUCACCCAGUGGACACACAGACCUACAGUACCGCUCACCGUCUCGAGUCAAUUUAAGAGUAAAGCACUUUUAACCAGUCUGCUUUCGGUUACUUUGAAUAUCAGUCUUUUUGAUGUUAGUCUAUGACUUUUGCUCACGCACCUACCAGGUUAACAAUUUUAAGCAUGACAAGCUUUGGAGGUUUUUGUAUUAUUAUUAUUAUUAUUAUUAUUAUUAUUAUUAUUAUUAUCAUUAUCCCUGUGUAAAGUGUCUUUUAUUAUCAGUUGUAUUUCAGGAGAGUCCUGUUGAAUAUGAACCCCGGUCAAUGAGUAGGGAAUUGAGAUGGACCAAAGGCAGGGAGAGAUUUGAUCCUAUUACCACGGAUGAGUUUUCUGAGCGGAUUCAUGGUAAUUUGAUACCUGUUUUAAGAGGUACUAAGCUUAUAUCUGACACCGACUGAGAGCAACGUCACUUAAGCUCAGUAUGUCUUUCUGUUUUGUUUUUUUCUUUUAUUUUGAGUUAAUUUUUUCCUUUAUGCUUGGAACAUAUUUUCUUUCUGAGGGCAUAGGUUUGUUACAAUCUAGGUUACAAACUUGAGUGCUUAUCUCAAGUUUGGAGACUAAUUAAUGGCCUUUGUUAAUGAUUUCAGUUUUGAUUUGCUUUCUUUUCUUCCUUUCUUUUGUUUUGAUUGUUUCACUUUGAGCAUAAACCAUUAAAUUUUAUUUCUUUUUGCCGAAA